This is a messenger RNA of Arachis stenosperma, 1542 nucleotides long. RefSeq names its product protein WVD2-like 4. The record is from RefSeq and is a predicted model, not a curated record. The transcript has 7 exons. Gene Ontology annotation, molecular function: microtubule binding. NCBI's taxonomy places the organism in Eukaryota, Viridiplantae, Streptophyta, Magnoliopsida, Fabales, Fabaceae. The coding region runs from base 174 to 1451 and encodes 425 amino acids. Gene Ontology annotation, biological process: microtubule cytoskeleton organization.
CUCCACUUUCACUUCAUUACACAAAUCCAUUCUCUCUCUUCUCUUCAUUCACAAAACCAAACCACUUCCUCUCUUGCUCUUGAACCAAACCGCAUCAUCAUAUUCUACUCUCUUCUCUCUACUAACCUCCAUUUCCACCAUUAUUAACAGUUGGUCAUCCUUCAACUACUUCAAUGGAAUCUGAAAACGGUGUUGCUGUGGAGAUAGAGAAACGCAUAAUUGGGAUGACAACUAAUAAGGAGAAUACAAAGAACCAAGUUGGAAAUGAAUUAUCCAAAACCAUAGAAGCAGAAUCAGAUUGCCCCAAUUCUAAUGAUGCUGUUGAGGCCUCUAUAACUUGUUCUGCAAGUAAAGCUUCAAAACAUGCUAAGGAAGCAAGUGGUGGAAGAGCUAGUGUUGGUUCCAAGAACAAAAAAUCUUCCAAGGAUAAACCAAUCUUGAAGAAGCUUCCAACUUCAAUCUCUCAGAAACAAAGGCCAACCCUUUCUCAGAGCCUUUCUUUCCCGGCCAAAGCCAAACUCGGCCGCGAACAAGGCAUGCUCAAAAGCUUUGAUGGAUAUCCCUCAAACACUAGGACAAAACCAAAACAUGGAAUUAAAGCGAAGGACGAAAAGCCGAAAACUAACCGGAGGGCCUCAUUGGCAUCCAUGCCUAAUUCAAAAACCUCUGUGUUUGGAAGGACUAUUCCAGUUAGCAAGAAGAACCAUACAACUGAGGCAGCACUACCCGUUGAUGAGAUUUCAAAUCCGGAGAAAACACCAAAACCAAACAAAGAGGAUGAUGAUUCUCAUUCCACAACUUCAAGUGCUACUCCUAGUCAGAAGACCAGUGGUUCUGGAUUUUCCUUCAGAUUAGAAGAAAGAGCCGAAAAGCGAAAGGAGUUUUUCACCAAGUUAGAGGAGAAGAUUCAAGCAAAGGAAGCAGAGAAGACUAAUCAGCAAGCAAAAUCAAAGGAGAAUCAAGAGGCAGAGAUCAAGCAAUUGAGGAAGACCAUGGUAUUCAAAGCCACUCCAAUGCCAAUCUUUUAUAAGGAACCACCUCCAAAAGUUGAACUCAAGAAGAUUCCAACAACACGGCCAAGAUCGCCGAAGCUUGGAAGGAACAAAGAGUCUACUAUGAAGAACAACAACUCAGAAGAAGAAAAAUCUAAUGUGAAAGAGAAGCAGCAGCAACAGAAUGAUUCAAAUUCAAACAAGUCAAAGGGAAAGGGUCAUACUAACAAAGAAGUGAUCUCAAAGAAAGCAAUCACAAGAACACAAAGCAAGGUGCAGUCUCGGGAAAUCAAAGGUACCAAAGCAGCAAGCAAAGGAAGCAGUGAAGAAUGCCAAAACCAAGAUGUAAAUAAUAACAUGGAGCUGAAAUCUGAAACAGAUGUUGCACAGAAUGGUGCAGUGAUAUUGAAUUCGACUGCACCUGAAGUUGUAUCAUAUGUGGUUACCGUGGGAGUGUAGUAAUAUAGUUAUUUAUUUCAUUGUUAAUGUGAAUAAUGGAGUUUAAUUUGCUUCUUGAUUGUGUAAUGCAAAUAAGAGCUGUUUUAUAUUA